Messenger RNA from Dicrocoelium dendriticum, 2010 nucleotides. The record is from the annotation of a GenBank genome assembly. NCBI's taxonomy places the organism in Eukaryota, Metazoa, Platyhelminthes, Trematoda, Plagiorchiida, Dicrocoeliidae.
AUGGCUCUGGUUGAACAACCGCAAUCCGAUAAACCAAUCCAGCCCAAGAUUGGCAUCAUCUACCCGCCUCCAGAAGUUCGCAAUAUUGUUGAUAAAACUGCCAGUUUCGUCGCUCGAAACGGUCCCGACUUCGAGUCCCGAAUUCGUCAAAAUGAGCUAAACAAUCCCAAGUUCAAUUUCCUUAAUCCUGCUGACCCGUAUCAUGCUUACUACCAACAUAAAGUUAGGGAAUUCGCCGAAGGCAGAACCACAGAGUCCGUGGCUCUCAAACUAACUACACCCAGCGCCGCCCGUUUGGGCCAGGACACUCCUAAGUCUAUCCAGGAGACAUUUAUUCCCAAAGAUCCUCCUGCUGAGUUUGAGUUCGUGUAUGACCCCUCGUCCAUCAAUGCGAUGGACAUCGACAUCAUCAAACUGACUGCUCAGUUUGUUGCACGCAAUGGGCGACAAUUUUUGACUCAACUUAUGAAUCGAGAACAACGCAAUUAUCAAUUCGAUUUUCUGCGCACUCAGCACAGUAUGUUUGGCUAUUUCACCAAGCUAGUGGAACAAUACACGAAGAUUCUCAUACCCCCCAAAGAUAUUGUUUCCAAAUUGGAGGAUGAGCUGGAAAAUCCCAAACGUUUAUUGGACGAUGUGAAGUACCGUGUAGAGUGGCAAAAGUAUCAAGAACGGCAGCGGAAACGCGAGGAGGAAGCUGUUGAGCGUGAACGAGUGGCCUAUGCUCUGAUUGAUUGGCACGAUUUUGUGGUUGUUGAGACCGUCGAUUUUCAGCCAAACGAAGCGGGUAAUUUUCCUGUUCCGACCACUCCAGAGGAGGUGAGUGCCCGCAUGUUGGCCGAAGAACGUGGUAUGUACGUUGCUCCAAAGACGCAUAAUCUGCCGCCACCUCCGGGCUCACUGGGCUUGGUGCCCACAGAUCUAGAUGACGAGGAACACGAGGGUGAUGAGGGCAGCGAUGAGGAUCUAGGUGAUUCGGAGCCUGAAAUGGAAAGGCCUGUAAAUGGCGAAUUCCAACAAGGUGACUCUCCCAAAUCAUCACAAUCACAAAUGCCGCUAUCCCCCAAACAAGAAACUGCAGUACGUACAACACAGCAUGCGACGGAAUUCGGUGAAGCAGACGAUAUGGAACUGUCCGAUGAUGAAGACGCUGCGCAGCCAUCCGCAUUAGAGAGAGUCGGUGCACCUAAACAGCCUGUUAAGAAUGUGCCGCCCACGACCGACCAGGUGAUUAUUCGACGUGAUUAUGAUCCUAAAGCUGCGCGAUCGGCCAAAAAAGAUGAAUCAGUUUUGCUGGUUUCACCGUUUACUGGGGAGAAGAUUCCGGCUCAUCAGGCACCGAAACACAUUCGCGUUGGUCUCUUGGACCCAAAGUGGGUGGAACAACGAGAUCGGGAAAUUCGUGAGAAGCGGGAACAGGAACAAGUGUACGCUGCCGGUAAUCUGAUUGAUAGCAGCUUAAAACAACUGGCUGAACGCCGUACCGAUAUUUUUGGUGUCGGAGUAGAUGAAAUUCAAAUAGGUAAGAAACUUGGCGAGCAGGAGGAAGUAAAAUCGGAUAAACUGAUUUGGGAUGGUCAUGCGGCCACUGCGGACCUGGUGGCGAAGCGCACAGUAGAGGCAAUAACUCCGAAAGACAAACAAGAAUUACUGGAAUUCCAACGAAAUAUGGAAGCUGCACGUGACAAAAUUGGGCCUCAAGCAGGUGUCACACCAUCCUCCACCUACCCUCCAGGAGUUAUAAAACCCGGAAUGAUUCUUAACCCUCCUCAACCCACGCUCAGUAUGAUGAACACACCCCCUCCACCACCAGGCAUUAUGAUGAUGUCCAGCGCACCCCCACCACUUCCGCCAUCUAUGUUUCCACCUGGUAUGCCACCACCGCCUCCUGGUUUCUCAAUCCCCAAAUUUAUGCCCCCUCCUCCUCCACCACCACCACCAGGAGUGCCGCCUCCGCCCCCACCCUCCAGUAAUGAAGAUGAACCAGAAGCAAAAAGACCGAGAGAAUAA